Molecule: messenger RNA, 1323 nt
Organism: Liolophura sinensis
Lineage: Eukaryota; Metazoa; Mollusca; Polyplacophora; Chitonida; Chitonidae
Product: enhancer of rudimentary homolog
Exons: 4
Coding region: 119-427 (102 amino acids)
Source: RefSeq, a predicted model, not a curated record
AUACUGCAGAUGCGUCUUUAGCCAAUAAGAUAGAUCUGCUGGAGAACAGAUUGCCAUUUCAGUGUGUACAGCAGCAAGUGCGUUGAAGAUCCAUUCAGCGUCUUUUCAAAGUGUCAGAAUGUCUCACACCAUAUUGCUCGUACAGCCGAACACCCGUCCGGAGACCAGAACCUACUCGGAUUAUGACUCUGUCACAGAGUGUCUGGAAGGGGUAUGUAAGAUCUAUGAAGAACAUUUAAAGAGGCUAAACCCAGAUUGCCCCUCCAUAACAUAUGACAUCAGCCAGUUAUUUGACUUCAUUGACCAGCUCACAGACCUUUGCUGUUUGGUAUAUCAGAAAUCCCUUGGAACAUAUGUGCCCCAUAACAAGGACUGGCUGAAAGAGAAAAUCUACAUCAUGCUGAGGAAACAGGCAGGAAAAGUGUGAGCUGGGAAAUAGUACAGAAGUGUGCCAGGAAAAGACUAGGAAAAGUUAGAUUCAUGGGAAUCAUUCUCAUCAUCACUUAUUGUCUUCUGGUGAAACUAGGCUGGACAUUCAAGUUGCCUCCCCUGUCAACCAUCAAAGCUUGAAAAAUUGCUUUUCCACAUGCCUCAUUUUUUGACAUACAACUCGUAAAGCUGUUUCCCUAUUGAACUUUUUUAUGUUAAAAUUUGAAAGAUGCAUUCAUCAGCAGGCUAUUCUCGACUUCUGAACUGGCUUUAAGCGAGUCAUUUUGAGAUGGUGUACUUAAUUCAUGGCUUCUUGCGGUGCGAUACGCCAGUUUUACGUCUGUGUGUUGAACUGAAGAUGUCACCGUGGUUGUGUUUGAUUGAUUAGCAGCUCCUGUAUACUCAUUGCGCACUAUACCAUGCAAGCUCUUGUUUAAUUCCAAAAGUCCAGCUUUUGUAGUGAUCUCAAAGGGUUGGUCAGUAAUUUCCAGUAAUAAUAAAACCAUUUAUUGGUGUUAGUAAAUUGUAAUUUUAGCUUGAUGCAAUUUGGCAUUUUUUCGGGGGGGGGGGGGGAUAAUACCUUAUAUAGAGCUUAUAUUUUCAGUUUGUCUAUGUCAGAUUGUGUUUCAUCUGUUCAUCACAUGUAGAUAACCAGUGUUCAACAGGUCUGUAGAAAAUUAAGUUUUCAAUCUAUGUAAGUUAGCAUGUUAAGAUGUUAAAUGCCAUAGUUUAUUUUUACCGGUAACUUUGGUUUUAUUGUAUUACUUUGAUAGAGGGUAUGUCUGUAGCAAUUAUGUAUAUAGCCUAGUGUCAUGUUCAUCCAUCAUACAUGCAUAACUUUGUCACCUUUGUUUAUAAAAAAUGACUAAAUAAAAUUAAGGAUUUAAUAAAGUA